Molecule: messenger RNA, 3541 nt
Organism: Neocloeon triangulifer
Lineage: Eukaryota; Metazoa; Arthropoda; Insecta; Ephemeroptera; Baetidae
Gene: stumps
Product: phosphoinositide 3-kinase adapter protein 1
Exons: 19
Coding region: 189-3071 (960 amino acids)
Cellular component (GO): cytosol
Molecular function (GO): fibroblast growth factor receptor binding; transmembrane receptor protein tyrosine kinase adaptor activity
Source: RefSeq, a predicted model, not a curated record
GUCCAAGAUUAGCAUCGGCCAGGAGCGACGCAGGAAGUGAGCAUCUCUGCCGGUCCGUCGAUCUUCUUCGUUGUUUGAUUCGCCUGAUCGGAAUAUUCAAUUUGACUUUUAUUGCAAUUACGCGCACGAGAAAUUUGCGCCGGAAGCGUGGAGGGAUUAGUAUGCGUGUCUGGUAGCAAAACCUAGCGAUGGCCUACACAAACGUCCCCUCUUCGAGUCUGGUGUGUCUGCCGGCGAUGCUGGAGGCGACCCAUUGCCGCAGACCCUCUCUCAUGUUGCGGAGUCUCAGCAGCUCGUCCAACCCUCUGCCCUACCGCUGCGGCCACUCACCCCUCACCACCUUCAGCAUCCCCCUGGACGAGUACAAAGAGUCGCACUACAAGGUGCCCCCGACCAGCAGCAGAAUCGACCAGCCGGGCGCCGAGUUGUGCGUCGGCAACCGAAGGCAUUCCAUCAGCGGCGCCUUCAGGGAGUCGGAAUUGCUCGCCUCCGUUCAGGGACCCACAGGCACCUUGAAGGGCUUUCGCAGGGCGACGAUCGAGGCUGAAGUUCAUCAGCAGCCGGCCGAGGGCAAGAAAAUCAGGAUCAAAGCAUUGGUGCCAAUGCCGCCGAUGAGGUCCAGCGGCAGCAGGGAUGACAUCCUCAUCCUCUCAAACCAGCAAAGUCACGUGGCCAACCUUUGGGCCAACUACCUCUCGUCAUGCUUCGAGCAAAUGUGCCAAAAGCGAAACAGGCCACCCUUCAGGAUUUUGCGUGUUGGUCUGGACGACAUUGUUGGCGCCGUUCCUUUUGCUCUCGAGGAACGCAUUGUCCAGGUCAAACUGAAGCUGGUGAUCAUGUGCCCCAUGUUUUUGCAACAAGUCAUGGAGCAUCCGAAACCCAGCCUGGACCUGACCAAACUGCUCAGCCCCAACAGGGUUCUGGCGAUGCUUUUGGGCGUCGAGGAGGAACAAGUCACUGAGCAACACCGUGCAGCAAUAGCAAAUUUCAAUCAGUGGCAACGUGUUGCCGUCAGAAAUAAGGAUGCAGCGUUUGUAAGCGAGUUUCUCAACGACUCGAUGGCGAUCCUCACGCGAGUGGCUCAGGAGGAACAGUCCAUGAACCAAAAUAAAGCCGCAUUUUCCCUCCAGCCCAAGAAAGUCAACAACGCGCACAACAAAGUUCUCGUCAUGCUCAACGAGCCUGUCGGUCCGGAGGACAACCUCAAAAUCACCAUCAGCAAGUGCGGCGAAACGGUCGAGGUUUUGACCGCCAAAAAGAGGAACCCUUACACCAUCAUGUUUACAGUACCAGAGUCGUGCUUAGUGGUGUCAAUGCUAGUUGGGGUCCAAGUGGAGAAAAACGGUGUUUCAAUGGGAUGCCGACAGAUAAAGUGCGAAAGUCGAAUGCGCGAACUCGACCAGCUUUUGAGGAACAUAGGCAACCCUCUUGACUUCAUAUGCCAGACUCUCGGAGUGCAAAUGGGUGAAAGAGAUCAGCUGGACAACUAUAUGGUCAGCGCAUUCCAAAAGAAUGUUCCUCCUAAUUUCAAUCUGCUGCAAUCACAAGACAGCAACACAAGGAAAUCAGUCAUUUGCUCUGAAGAAUAUCCGACUCUGCUUCACUUUGCGGCAAAGUUUGGCCUGGAAAAAUUAGUCUGGCAACUGAUGGAGUGCCCAGGUGGAGACGUUGCAAGCGAGAUGAGGAACUGCCACGACCAAACACCCACAGAAAUAGCCGAGCUGGCUGGACAUGCAAAAGUGGCAAACACCAUCAGAGGAUAUACACAAAUGAACGAGUUCACAAAUAUCUACAGCUACAUGAAGAUGACUGCUGAGAACAAAGGAAAAUACACAGUUGAAGACACGUACAACCUGCCUAGGCCACUCAAUGAAACUUAUCAGGUGCCGCCUGCGGCCAGACCAUUCAGAAAAGCUUCGACGUCAUCGAAUGGGUCGUCGGAUGCCGACCAUCCUUUAGAAUAUCUGCGAAUGAACUCUUUGAAAAAAAAUUCAAAGAAGGAGAACCAUUCGCCCAAUCAUCACCCCAGAUCUUUGAGCAGAAAGGAGACGUUUGUUCACUCCGAUGACUCGAUCACCGUCGAAAAGAACAAGCACCACACCAGUGAAGAAAGUAUUGGGGCUGCUUCAGCGAGCAAGCAGAGCAAAUCGCGAGAGCAACUGGCGUUUUCAACUGACGACGAGCUAGUGGAGAUCUUUAACGAUUUCAAGAACAAUGUUUACACACUGGCCGAAGUGGAAAAGUUGGUCGAGAGCUGGAAAAACAGGAACGACGUUCAGCAGUCCCUGAUCGAGAAGCAAGAGUAUUUCAAGCAGCUGCGGGCAGACUAUGACAGAAUCCAAAAUAAAAUGAAGGAGGACAUGAAAAGAACAACCCCUUUUGACAAACUAAAGAAGUUUUUCUUUCGAGGAAAAGAAAAAAGUGUGUCCAAAGCAAAUCAGGAAAGGAACAACAACCAUGGACUGAACUCCUCCCUGGAGCCGAACAUUCAGCACGGUUUACCCUUCAGGCCUACUAGCAGUCUCAGUAUUAACAGCAACUGCAGCUCUUCGUCGUCAGAAAGAAUGAGCACCGGAAGCAAUUGCAGUGGCACUAGUCUAGGGGACAGUGGCACCCAUUCAGACCACGAGGACAGAAAAGCCAUUUUGACUAAUUUGAAGGAACCUCCUCAAAUUGUGGAGGAGGAAGAGGACGAUUCGCUUAACCACGAAUACACCGCUGUCCAGAAUUACUCAGUUCCUCCGCUACCUCGUCCAGUCAUGGAGGCGAAGAACAAGCCGAAAGUCGCCAAAAUUCACCUAGAGGAGCUUCCGCCCUUACCAGCGCCCAAUCGGCCUUGCAACUUGUCCAUCAAAGAAGAGGAUCCAAACGCCUACAUCAUACCUGAGUGCCUACUCAAUCCUGCCGGACAUCCAGACACACCGCCUGUGACACCUCACACAGCCGACUCUGAGAAUGCGCCCGACUACAUGAACUGGUCUGCUCCUCAGGACAAGAUGCCCAGCUACAUGAACCUCGUUCCCCCUCCAGUACCACCAAGAUUGUCGGCCAGACAACCUGCUCUGGUGUAGGAUAAGUCAAUCUUUUCUAUUUAAGUUCUAGAUUUUAAGGCCUUGCUGGUGGUGAAUUGAUUACCUUUCUUUGAUUGAUUUAAAUAUAUAUAUGACGAUUUAUAUAUAAAAUUAUAUAAUCAAAACUGACCGAUUGAUUUAAUUAUUAGAGUCCCACAAUUUUAAAUUAGAGCACACAUUAUAAAGAUAUUAUUGAAACUCUGAGAAGUCUCUAAUUGUGUAAUCUGUGAUUGAAAGGAAUUUGCACAAAGUAUGAACUACUAUUACAAAAAAAAACUUUUGUUGUGUAAAGUGAACUUCUAAAGUCAAUUGAAAAUCAAUUUAAUAUUAAUUAUAUACCACCUAUUGUGUAAGAUUGCUCGAUAUGCUGUCAGUUUUGUACACCAAAGUGUGAUGCAUGCCAUUUUUUAAUAAUUCUGAACUGUAUAAUUUGUACUUCUGCGCUUUAAUAAAAAUUACCACAAAAUAUA